UAAACCCCAUGGAAAUUUCUCGUUGAGUAUAGGACUGAAGAAGAAGAAGGGUAGCACUGAAUGGCAUUAAAGGUUUCAUCUUUGAUCAAUUCAAAGCAAAUUCUAAAAAGGGUAUGUUUAAAUUCAUUAUUUUCUUCAAUUUCAAGUGAAAUUCCUUCAAAUGAUACUCCUAAAGCCACUGAUUUUGAAGUAAAAAUACGUGCUUUAAGGAAGAACUUAAAUCCUGAUAACUUACUUAGGGUUUUAAAUUCAACUCAUGAUAUGAAGACAUCAAUAGAGAUAAUAAAAUGGGUUUCUUUACAGAAACGGUUUUGUCAUACCCCUGAUACUUAUACUAACAUGAUUCUGAAAUUAGGUAUGGUGGGAAAAACUGAAGAAAUGGAAGUUCUGUGUUUGAAUAUGGUUAAGGAAAAGUGCAUAGGAAUUGAAGAAGUCUUUUCUGAAUUAAUUACUAGUUUUGUUGAUAAUAAUAGAGUUAAAGAAGCUUUAAGAGUUCUCGAAAUUAUGAAUUCCGCAAAGGUAAAACCGUCUAUACGGAUUUGUAAUGUACUAAUAGGUACUCUUGUAGAGGAGAAAAGUGAUUUGCUUUCGAUAUUGUUUGCUUAUAAAGAGAUGGUGAAAGCUGGAAUUGUACCAAAUGUUGACACGUUGAAUUACUUGAUACAAGUUUUGUUGGAAGAUGGUAGGAUUGAAGUUGCGUUAGAUCAGUACAGGAGAAUGGAUAAGAAAGGGUGUAAGCCUAAUGGUAGGACUUUUGAGAUACUUAUUAAGGGUUUGUGUAUGAGAGACCGGGUUGCUGAAUCAGUUAAAGUUUUGGAUGAGAUGUUUGAGAUUGAGUGUAAAUUGGAUGUGAGUUUUUAUUGGGCCGUGAUACCUAUUUAUUGUGAAGCUAAUAAACUAAAUGUUGGAAUGAAACUGUUAAGUAAGAUGCGAGAUACUGGUACAUUGCCUGGUUUGUUAAUUUAUAAGGUUUUGGUGGAGAGUUUGUGUGCAGAACGGAGGUUAGAUGAGGCGGUUAAGCUUUUCAAAGAUAUGGUAGAUAAUGGUAUAGACCCUGUGGUUGAUAUAUUUGUUGAUAUUGUUUGCGGGCUUGGUAAAGUUGGGAAGUUUAGUGAAGCGGCCAAGUUCUUGGAGGAGAAUUCUGUGUUUGAUGUUUCUCCUCACAAUGAGUUGCUUCAAGGUUACUGCAACAGUGGUAGACUUUUUGAGGGAAGUAAAUUUCUCGAGAAAAUGGUUGAGAAGAAUGUAGCUGAUAGUUUUUCUUGGAGUAUUCUUAUCCGAGGGAUUUGUGAACUAGGAAAAGUUACAAAGGCGUUUGAAGUUCUUAAUAGAAUGGUGAUUUUGUCAUACAUUCCCGAUGUUGCUACUUAUUCUGCUCUUAUAUGUGGACACUGUCGACAGGAAAAGUAUCAAGAGGCUCUCGAGCUAUUUCAUUCUGUUCGUGUUGAGAAGUGGGUUUUAGAGUCAAACUCCUUCGAGCAACUAAUUGAAGGCCUAUGCAGUGUUAAUAUGAUGGAAGAAGCAUUGUCGGUGUACCAUUAUAUGUCUACCAACGGUAUCAGUAUGAGAACAUCGUCAUUCAAUAUCUUGCUCAAAUGUAUGCUUACAGGAAAUGCUGAUGAAACAAUCAGGCUGUUAAAGUCUUCGGAAUUUCGUUCUGGUACUUCCGGCUGUCUUGAGACGUACAAUAUCAUCAUGCAUGGGUUGCUAAAGUUGGGUAGGGCAGCAGAUGUGUUAGUACAGUUUUCACAAAUGUUGGUGCAGGGCUGUACGUUAGAUGUGGAGACUUACAAUGUCCUAAUAUGUAGCAUGUCUGCAGAAAGCAGAACAAGUGAUUGUGCUCUACUGUUAAGUCAGAUGCUCGGAGUUGGGUUUGUUCCAGAUUCAGAGACCUUAGAGAUACUGAUGUUCUGUAUGGCGAGCCAUUCUCAGUUACACCUGCUUACACACUCAAUGGAUAAGCUGGCUUUAAGGGAUGGAAUUCUGACUGUUCCAAUGUACAACAUGUUGAUCAACUGUCUCUGCAAGGAAGGUCAUAAACAUGACGCCUGUAGAUUCUUAGAUCAGAUGUUGGAGAAAGGGUGGGUCCCAGAUGCUGCUACACACGGUUUGUUAAUCGGCAGAAAUAAUAGAGAUGAAGCUGGUUCAGAAGCAGAGUUAAUUGAAGAUCAGGAUCAAGUUUGCAAUAUACUGGCGGAGGGGUUGACGAAAACAUAAGAAACUCGGGUACUGAUGAUAUAGGAGGUUGAAAAUUAUAUCAAAUUUAAACCAGAAGCAGUGUACUUACCAAUCAGCAUUCCUAGUCUUCAAUUAAGAAUAAGAGAUUACCAGUUGAGAUUGUGUUGUUAUGUGCCUUCCACACAGAACCACUCCACCUGUUUACACAUCUCAACCAGAUUCAAAAGUGUGGACUUCAUCACCUACAGGGGAGUUCUCUGUCAAAUCAACCUGGAAUGCUUUGACAGCACAUGACCCAGCUAUCACUACCAAUGGACACCUACACAAUCAGUUAUGCAACUGUCACAAUCAUGGUCUGCCUGCCAAGGGUAUGCAGGGCCCUGGAAAGGUCACAGGAGACAUGUUUCCGGACACUGGAGUUUGUGGAAUGAACAAAGAAUUCAUCAUGAGAAAACUCAUUUCCAAGCAACUCUUGGAAGUUAAGGCUGCUCUUAUAACACGGAGUUCAACUUUCAGCAGUGUCUUGGGAAAGCUAGUUCCAGUAUGUAUUGUUUCCCAUUUAUCCUAUUCGAGAUGUAACCUUUUUUUGACAUUAUCUUGAUUAUCCUACUGCUCAGAUUCAUAUAUCUUAAUUCCCUCCCUCUCUGUGAACUCCCCAUGAUUUUAUGUAAUGCAUAUUACUUUAGGGGGUGUCUGUUAA
Messenger RNA from Papaver somniferum (opium poppy), 2878 nucleotides. Its product is annotated as pentatricopeptide repeat-containing protein At5g64320, mitochondrial-like. Gene Ontology annotation, molecular function: protein binding. Bases 61 to 2217 code for a protein of 718 amino acids. The transcript is spliced from 2 exons. NCBI's taxonomy places the organism in Eukaryota, Viridiplantae, Streptophyta, Magnoliopsida, Ranunculales, Papaveraceae. The record is from RefSeq and is a predicted model, not a curated record.